Messenger RNA from Acanthopagrus latus (yellowfin seabream), 3426 nucleotides. RefSeq lists its product as uncharacterized. Lineage: Eukaryota; Metazoa; Chordata; Actinopteri; Spariformes; Sparidae. The coding region runs from base 1296 to 2945 and encodes 549 amino acids. The record is from RefSeq and is a predicted model, not a curated record. The transcript has 6 exons.
UUUAUAGACCUCUACCGUCGUCCUCGUAUCACUCAUGGUGCCAACUUUUUUUUUUUUUGCCAGUUACUGCGCCUGGCACACAGUCACAACCGGUACUCCCUCACCACACAGUUUUCAUAUUUGAAAUUGCUCUACUUUUCAAAUGACUGGCCUCCAUUUGGCUGAGAUGGCCUAAAAAGAAUUUUCAUAAAGUAUCUAUAGAACGUGCACUUUUUAAAUUCCGACCUGUGAUUGGUCGCAGUUGUGGAUCUUAUUUAUAGCAUUUCAUCACAAAAAACAUCCCGCGAUCCCUUGAAAAAUGUUAAUUCAGGUCAGAUCUGAUUCAGUUAAUCUCAAUGAUGGAUAACAGCAGGCUUUCCACGACCCUAGGGUUAGAUCGGGGCAAAUUAUAUGUUUCUGAUUGGACCAAAGUGUCAGUUGGACUUCAGAAGGGCCGGAAUUCAUCAGUACUAUAAGGGCCGUAAGCGAUCAUUUGGCCCGCUGGAUGUAAACCCUGUAAUGUCUCGUGUAAAUACCCAACCAGUGUUGUAUAGUAACGAAGUAAAAAUACUUCGUUACUAUACUUAAGUAGUAUUUUUUUAUAUUUGUACUUUACUUUACUACUUCUAUUUCUGACGACUUUUACUUUUACUUCACUACAUUUUCCGAAAAAAAAAAUCAAUACUUUUACUCCAUUACAUUUAUCUGAGCAUCCUCGUUACUCGUUACAAAAUAAGAAGGAACGUGAUAGCCAAUGGACAAUCUUCGUUUUGUUGUAGUGGGACUAGUAGCCAAUGAUGCUGGAGAUACAGACCGCAAGACGUUAUCAUUGGUUUACCCCGUUGUGCGGCGGAUGAAAUCAGCGGCCAGCGGGUACAUUUCAAAUUAAUGGUCGCAUUAUCAUGUCAGUAGUCUCAGACAAGUCGGGUCUCUAAUGUUAUUUGAAGAGAAGGAGGAAGACAGAGAAGCCUAAAAUGUCAGAGAUGGAGGUGACUGAAUCGGCGACUGAACCUGAACCUGCUGCUGAAACAACCAGCAUAGACGACAACGACGACGACGAUGACGAUGAACACCCGUGGCCAUACCUGCGGGGAAUGUUCAGCUACAUCGGAGUGAAAGAUUCCUCCUACCGGAUGAAAUGACUGCUGUGCCUUCCUAAAAACAGUGAGAUAUUGGCUUACAAAAACUCUCCAUCCAAUCUUAGGAAACACGUUGAGAGAAAACAUCCAAACCAACUUAAAAAAUAUGAAGAGCUGACAUCAGCAAAAAGAAAGAGGCCUGUAACUGAGACUCCCUCCACCAGCACCAACAGGCAGAUGACCACAUUUCUGACCACCACCUGUUCUGCUGUGUCCCAAAGGUCACUUGAUAAAGCUGUCUUGAAGUAUGUGGUCCAUGGACUCCAGCCCCUCUCUCUGGUUGAACAAGAACCAUUUAUAGAGUUUAUGAAGGAUCUGCUGCCUAAUGCCAGAGCAAAAAUUAUGACAAGAGUGACGCUGGGCUCCAGGAUGGACGAGGCCGCCAAGGAGAUGAAGACAGCGGUGACUGAGGCCAUGAGGGGAGUUGAGUAUAUCGCCACCACCGCUGACUGCUGGUCUGUCCGAAGACGAAGCUUCAUUGGUGUUACUGCCCACUGGAUCGACGCAGACACUCUCAAAAGAUGCUCGGUAGCCCUAGCCUGCAAACAGCUGAGAGGCUCGCACAAUUUCGAGUUGUUGGCAAAUGCCCUCAAUGAUAUCCAUUCUGAGUUUGGGAUUAGAGGAAAGAUCGUCAGAACAACAACAGACAACGGCUCUAAUUUUGUCAAAGCUUUCCAGGUUUUUGGUGAAGAUAACAGUGCAGUGGAAGCAGUUAGUGAUGGUGAUCGAUCUCAACCAAGAGAGGCUGAAGAGGAUGAAGAGGAGAGUGAAGAAGUGGUGUUUGUGGAUGUGUCAGGACUUCUGAGCGAAGAUGAUGGUUUGGAGUUCGAGCUGCCAAAGCACCAGCGCUGCGCUUGUCACCUAAUCAACCUCAUCGCUACAGUUGAUGCUGCAAAAGCAAUGUCCAACGAGCCAUACAAGAAAAUGCACCGUUCAACAUUUGGCAAGUGCAGUGCCCUCUGGAACAAAUCUUGCCGGUCGACACUUGGAGCUGAAACUGUUUCAGAUGUGUGCUCCCUCCAGCUGCUCAGCCCAAAUGUUACCAGGUGGAAUUCCUUCUUUCUGGCAGAGGAGAGACUACUAAGGAUCAUCAAAGACAAGGGAGAGGGGGCCAUCAGAGUAAUCUGCACAGAGUUCAAACUUCCAGUGUUCAAUCCAGCUGAACUUGCAUUUCUUGCAGAGUAUAACGCUGUCAUGAGCCCAGUUGCCCAGGCCACCAACAUCUUGCAGGCAGAAGAAAAUGUCCAGAUGGGGUGGCUACUACCCACAAGCAACCUGUUGACUGCUAAACUUGACCGAGUCAAGUUGACGGUGAAAUACUGCAGGCCUCUGGUGGAUGCUCUACAGGCGGGAUUGAAGACUCGUUUUGGCCACACGACACAAGACCCGGAGUUAAUUGCAGCCGCGAUUCUUCUCCCAAAAUUCAGAACUUCCUGGACGAAGGAUGAUGCCACCAUCGGAAUGGGAGUCGACUACAUCAGAGAACACCUUGAAGCACCUCCCCUGCAGUCUGAUGGUGGCAACCCAAGCUCUUCUGAUGAGGAAGACUUCUUUUCCUCACUGCAGUCACCUCACACAGACAGCUCCAAAGAACUGGAGGGAUAUUUGGCCUUCUCAUCAGAUAGAAUGGAAUCACUGAAGUCCUUCCCAUCCUUGUGCAAGCUGUCUCUGAAGCUAAACACACCUUUACCUGCCUCAGCAGCAUGUGAAAGGCUGUUUAGCAUUGCUGGUCUGGUCUUCAGCCCAAGAAGAGUGAGACUGAGUUCUCGCCAUUUUGAGAACCAACUUCUUUUGAGGUUGAACAAAAAGUUUCUCAGGGUUCAGUAAUGACUGGAUGGACAGUUCAAGUGCUGUCGCACUGAAGUCAUGUUAAAGUUCAACCAAUCAAGUUUUUGUUUGUUUGCAUCACCUUCGAGCACCAAGAGUUCAUUAGGAAUUAUUUUAUAUUGAAUGCAAGUGGGUAUGAACGUUGGUAGGCAUGCAUGCAUGCGGGUCUGUAAGGAUAUGUUUGUGUAUUUUUGUAUAUGGUUGGGUUUAUGUAAGGAGGCGUUGAAGCUCCUUUAUUCUGAGUGUUUAAGUGUCUUGUGACACUUUGCAAAUUAAACAAAACUUAAAAACUAAAUUAAACAGGAAUAAAGAAAAUGUUACAACUCAAAUUUCUGAUUGCAGUUUAUUAACAGCACUUUUUACUUUUGAUACUUAAGUACAGUAAAUACUAGCUACUUUUUUACUUUUACUCAAGUAAUAUUCUAGCAGGCAACUUUCACUUUUUCUUGAGUAAUUUUCCAGUAAGGUACUUUUACUUUUA